Messenger RNA from Neurospora tetrasperma FGSC 2508, 843 nucleotides. Its product is annotated as vacuolar ATP synthase subunit G. The coding region runs from base 194 to 541 and encodes 115 amino acids. The transcript is spliced from 6 exons. Gene Ontology annotation, molecular function: proton-transporting ATPase activity, rotational mechanism. Gene Ontology annotation, biological process: proton transmembrane transport. The record is from RefSeq and is a predicted model, not a curated record. NCBI's taxonomy places the organism in Eukaryota, Fungi, Ascomycota, Sordariomycetes, Sordariales, Sordariaceae. Gene Ontology annotation, cellular component: vacuolar proton-transporting V-type ATPase complex.
CAUCAACAUCACGAUAUUACGACUGACACGAACAACAAGACCAACAAUCUAUACCUUUACUCGACUCGCUACGACCGAUACUAUCUCUACCUCCUAAUCGCAAUUGCUUCAGCCUCAGAACUCCGAAGCGAUUAGCACCGCUACCUCUACCUAGCUCCGACUACCACCUCUAUCUACCUCUACAGCUAUCACCAUGUCGGCCCAAAAGUCAGCGGGUAUUCAGCUCCUUCUCGAUGCUGAGAGGGAAGCUACCAAGAUUGUUCAGAAGGCUAGAGAGUACCGCACAAAGCGCGUUCGCGAAGCGCGCGACGAAGCCAAGAAGGAAAUAGAAGCGUACAAGGCGCAAAAGGAAGCCGAGUUCAAGAAGUUUGAGGCCGAGCACACACAAGGAAACCAAGCCGCCCAAGAGGAAGCCAACCGCGAAGCCGAGGCGCGGAUUCGCGAGAUCAAGGAGGCCGGCAACAAGAACCGCGAGCAGGUGAUUAAGGAUUUGUUGCAUGCCGUGUUUACUCCUUCUCCUGAGGCCAUGGCUGCUCACUAAGGGCAGUAACUGUACCUGGUUGGACAAACAGAAAUGGAAGGUGAUGGGGCGACGAUGGGGGUGAUGAUGUUGGAUUGGCCUGGGCUGGCCCGUUAUGGUAAACGACGAAAGGGGAGGCCGCGCCGUUUUUCUGUCAUGAAGGCAUGUUAGGUUGUUAGACGGAGAUUAUGAAGUUAAGUUUGUGACUUGGUAUUACUAUCCUACGGUUGUGGUUACGUGGUCUGCGUUUAAGGGUUCUAAAUAGACCAGGCCAUGCCUUGAUAGUAGACCAAGGGAAUCGCCAAAAUUCAUACCUUCCAAUA